Molecule: messenger RNA, 1467 nt
Organism: Lodderomyces orthopsilosis Co 90-125
Lineage: Eukaryota; Fungi; Ascomycota; Pichiomycetes; Serinales; Debaryomycetaceae
Exons: 1
Coding region: 1-1467 (488 amino acids)
Molecular function (GO): RNA binding
Source: RefSeq, a predicted model, not a curated record
AUGUCUAAUUUAGAUGAUGAUGAAGCCCUCUUUGAGGAUUUGUACGAUGACGAUAACACAAGUCCCAAAAAGGACACCCAAGAGGAAACCACGUCGAAGGAGAAUGCUGUUGAGAAGCUGGCUGCCGAGACAGGACUGGAUGCUGCGGUAGUAGAUGUGAAAUCUUCUGAAGCCCCGACAACUUCAACAACGGAGCAGACUGAUGCUCAAUCAAACUUGGCUCCACCACCCCCACCACCAUCUGUAAGUGGUGACGCAACUCAGGUGUCAGCGGAUAUUCAGUCUGGUGAGCAGAAUCAGCAAGCUAACUCAGACGCUGCCACAAAUCCAGGACAACCGACCAUGCCAGCAUUCCCAUUUGACCCCACACAAUUUGCUCAAUUCGCCAGUAUGGCGCAAAUGCAGGGCCAAAUGCCCGGUCAGGUUCCGGGACAAUUGCCGUCGGGUAUUCCUCCACCACCAAUUAGUGUGCCACCUAAACAAGCGGUUUCUGAAAUUGGAAAGGAUAGUGGUAAAAUGUUCAUUGGUGGGCUAAACUGGGAUACCACCGAGGAAGGCUUGGUGAACUACUUUUCCAAGUUUGGAGAAAUCACUGACUACACAAUUAUGAAGGAUAACGCUACAGGAAGAUCAAGAGGGUUUGGCUUUUUAACAUUCAAAGACCCAAGUGCUGUAGAUGUAGUUAUCAAACAAGACCACAUACUUGAUGGUAAACUAAUUGACCCCAAACGUGCUAUUUCGAGAGAAGAUCAAGAUAGGGUAGGUAAGAUCUUUAUUGGUGGUAUUGACCCAAUGGUGUCGGAAAAUGAAUUCAAUGAUUUCUUCUCCAAGUUUGGUACUAUUAUUGAUUGUCAAUUGAUGAUUGAUAAAGACACGGGACGGUCGAGAGGUUUUGGGUUUAUUACGUUCGAUUCACCAGACGCAGUGGAUAGAGUAUGUGUUAAUAAAUUUUUGACUUUAAAAGGCAAAGCAAUGGAGGUAAAACGUGCUGCUCCGAGAGGUCAACACAAUCAACAAGUGAUGUUACAGCAACAACAAGCUCAACAGCAGGCCCAGCAGCAAGGCCAAUUCUACAACCCGUAUGGAGCCGGUCAAUAUGGGCAAAUGUAUCCUCAAAUGAACCCCGCCAUGAAUCCAGCCAUGAACCAAUGGUAUCAAUGGUACAUGUUUCAACAAGCCCAGGCACAACAACAGCAACAAGAUGGCUCGUCAGACUCCCAACCUGCUCAGCCUCUUAAUCCACAACAACAAGCUGAUGAUCCAGAUUUGGAAGAGUCAGGCGUUGGUACUUCUAGAAAUUCCGCCUCAGGCUCUCCUCCAGCUGGAGAUGAAGGUGCCAAUACCAGACCAAAUAUUCCACGCGGUCCAAAAAGACCAAACGGUCCUUCCAACUUUAGAGGAAGAGGUGGUUACAGAAGAGGUAGAGGUGGGUUCCAUCCUUAUCAAAGAGGAGGAAGGAGAUAUUAA